UAAUUAAAGACGAACGACAGACAGCAGAGAAGAGAAAAAUUUUGUAAUUUUCCUUAAAAAAUGUAGUAAAAAUUCUUUAAUUUAACAACAAGUGUUAAUAAUUUUAUGAAAUCCAUAAUAAAUAAUAAAAAUUUAUAGAAUUUAAAUGCAUAAAACAUAAAGAACGUGUGAAAAUAAUUGAAAUUCAUGAACAGAAUUUAAUAGAAACAAAACAUGCGUGGGUUGCAACAUCAGUUUAAUUCAAGGCAAUUUUUAUAAAAUAUUUUAUGUUUUUUUUUCGCCCUAAGUUAUUGUGUGUUUUUUUAAGUGUUUUAUUUAUAUUUAAGUUUUUUUAAAAGUUAAAAGAAAAAAAAAAAUAAAUUUUGUUAAGCCUGCUAAGAGGACUCACAAUCGCUAUGUCCUCCCCGAAUAAAGUAAUAAAAUCACCUUCAAAUCACAACACCAACUCACAAAGUUUAACCCGUUUAACUACCACUUGUGCGGGUUGUCUUAAUGAGUUACUCUCCUCCCGAGAAGAGGAUUGUGUGAAUGCCUUAGGCCAGGAAUGGCAUGCUGAUUGUUUCCGCUGUUCUGUGUGUGAUCAUCAUUUACACAAUUGGUAUUUUGAAAAGGAUGGUUUACUAUUUUGCCGGGAUCAUUACUAUCAGCGUUUCGGUGAGGCUUGCCAGCAGUGUAGUGAUGUUAUUUCCGGUCCUGUAAUGGUGGCUGGUGAUCAUAAAUUUCAUCCGGAAUGUUUUUGUUGUACGCAGUGUUCUUCGUUUAUUGGUUAUGGUGAAGCUUUUGCUUUAUUAGAGCGUUCUAAGCUGUAUUGCGAUGUCUGCUAUAGAAAACUUCUUUAUACUGAAAAUAAUUCUAUAGAUGGCCUCGUUAAGCCUUUACAUUCCAUACGUCUGGUGGAAAUACCCAAAGAUAUAACCACCAGUUUGCGUUUAUCGGUAGAUAAUAUUGACGGCUCGACGUCGUGUAAUGCUGCAACUACUGCUGCUGCGCCUGGAGGUCAUCAUUUAAGUGGUGAUAAUUGGAAUUCUUAUAUGUAUAAAACAAAUGCUUCAUCAGCUUCGUCCAUCUCACAUUUAGAUUAUAUGAGUGGUAAAGGCCUUUUGGCCGGUGGCAGCUCUACUGAUUUGUGUCCUGCUAUACGUAUAUCUGAGUAAGUGUUAGUUUUAGAC
Messenger RNA from Lucilia cuprina (Australian sheep blowfly), 1169 nucleotides. Its product is annotated as LIM domain kinase 1-like. Gene Ontology annotation, molecular function: RNA polymerase II transcription regulatory region sequence-specific DNA binding; DNA-binding transcription factor activity, RNA polymerase II-specific. Gene Ontology annotation, biological process: regulation of transcription by RNA polymerase II; neuron differentiation. The record is from RefSeq and is a predicted model, not a curated record. Lineage: Eukaryota; Metazoa; Arthropoda; Insecta; Diptera; Calliphoridae. The transcript is spliced from 2 exons. Gene Ontology annotation, cellular component: nucleus. The coding region runs from base 396 to 1154 and encodes 252 amino acids.